Lolium perenne is the source of this 1899-nucleotide messenger RNA. RefSeq lists its product as uncharacterized. NCBI's taxonomy places the organism in Eukaryota, Viridiplantae, Streptophyta, Magnoliopsida, Poales, Poaceae. The record is from RefSeq and is a predicted model, not a curated record. Gene Ontology annotation, molecular function: nucleic acid binding.
AUGGCUUCUGAGCAGCCCGGCGAUGAAUCACGCCGCCCACCUCCUCUCGGCCUCCGUGGCCUCUCACGUGUUGCCUUCCAAGCACGCUCGUCGCCCACCUCCUCUCGUCUUCCUCCCCUUGGUCUUGCCGGCCGUGGUACUCUGCCCUCCUUCUCCAUUGGGUCGGCAACCAGGGAGCCGGUGUCCCAGCCCAUGGCAGAGGCCACUCGACCUCCUCGUCCGACACCAACUCGCCGUGUAGGCCUAUCCCGCCCAAAUCGACCUCCUCCUGCACCAGAACAGGCGGGGCCGUCCAAUUGGGCAAGUUCGCCGAGCUGGACUGGGAGCGACGGAGAUGCACGGUCAAACUACGUUGGCUUCAACAUCUUCAACGGCGGCAGCGGUAUCUCUUUUGGCGGCGGCGGCAUGUCUAGCGCCGGCGGCAUCCGCAUCAGAGAAAGCUCGAGCAUGUUCGGCGGAACAAGCACAACUACAGGUCUUGGAGGAGAGAACAAUGCAGCCGACGAAGGCUAUCGCGGCCCGGGAUACAACCAGAACUUCGAUCACGCCGAUGAAUACCCUCCGACUCAAGAGUUUGUUCAAGCCCCUCCAAGAAAAGAGAUUGAUUUGAAUGCUUUGGCUAACAAGCAAAAGAUGAAGCAAUAUGAUACAAAUGACAAGCGUCACAUAUACUCAAUGCUCCUUGCACGAAAUGGUGAGAAUGCUAGGUUGAAGAAAGGAGUAUUGGAUUCAGUGGCUCGUGAUGCUAAGUGCAAUAGAAGGUGUGUGCAAAGGAUAUGGAAAGAGGCGAAGACAGGAGGUUCGAUCAAUGCUAUCAAGAGCAAGCGAAAGCUAAAAUGUGGGGUGAAGAAGAAAAUGUUGGAUAUAGAGGCUUUGGAAGCCAUUCCUCCUCGCGAGAGAACCACAAUUCGACAGGUUGCUGGACACCUAAAUAUGUCCAAAACCACCGUUCACCAAAGGUUAAAGGAGAAACAAAUUAGACGAAUCACAAGUGAAUUGAAACCUUCAUUGACGGAACCCAACAAGAAGGCACGUGUGCUUUAUGCACUUGGUAAUUUGGAGCCAUCUUCCUUAGUGGACGAUCCCACCUUCAAGGGAAGUUUCAAUAUCAUUCAUUUAGAUGAAAAAACUUUCUAUCGCACUAGGAAGACUCAAAAUAUGUAUUUGAGCCAUAGAGAGGAAGCACCGCGAAGAGAAUGCAAACAUAAAAAUCAUAUCCAACAGAUCAUGUUCCUAUCCGCAAUGGCUAGGCCUAGGUAUGAUGCUCACGGAAAUUGUACUUUUGACGGAAAGAUAGGUGUGUGGGCGUUUGUGGGUUGGGUUCAAGCUAAAAAAAAGAGCCCUUAUAGGGAGAAAGGAACAUGGGAGGUCAAGCCUUCACCUUCGGUGGAUAGGGAGAAGAGUAGAGAGUACAUAGUAAAUUAUGUACUGCCGGCUAUAAAGGAGAAGUGGCCUGAGAAAGAUAGAUGGAGUACGGUAUACAUCCAACAGGACAAUGCAAGGACUCACAUUAAAGCAGAUGAUCCUAUUUUCGCAUUCGAGGCAGCAAGGGGUGGUUGGGAUAUUAGACUUGUAAAUCAACCACCUAAUUCACCCGACUGCAACAUUCUUGAUCUUGGGUGGUUUGCAUCCAUUCAGUCUAUGUUUCAUAGAAAAAUGCCCAAGACACUUCCUGAGAUUAUUCAAAAGGUACAAGAAAGCGUAGAUGAGUAUCCACAUCAGAAGCUAAACAUAAUUUGGCUAAGUCAUCAAGCUUGCAUGAGGGAAAUAAUUAAACACAAGGGAGGGCAGCACUAUCCUUUGCCUCACUUGAAGAAAAAAACCCUUGAGAGAGAGGGUAAACUUCCGGUUCGUUUGAAGGUCGACAAGGACUAUGUUGAAGCCUCCUUAGUGGUUUAG